CCUGGCAUCCCGGUAGCCGCCGCAGUGUUUUCUGCCCCCUGCGUUCCCUCCACCAGUAGCGGACCCCUUCGGCUCUCGGGGAUCGCCCUGGAGGGGCUGCGUCCUCCGAGCCUGGGCCUCAUAACCCUUUUGUGGCUUCCCCUGUCUGCUCCCAGCCAUGGCCAGUGAGAAUUCACCUCUGCUGGCCUACCGGCUCCUGGGGGAGGAGGGCGUUGCCUUCCCUGCUAAUGGGGCAGGGGGUCCUGGAGCGACGUCUGCCCGGAAGCUCUCCACCUUCCUGGGUGUGGUGGUACCCACGGUCCUGUCCAUGUUCAGUGUAGUUGUCUUCAUGAGGAUUGGGUUUGUGGUGGGCCAUGCUGGGCUGCUCCAGGCCCUGGCGAUGCUCCUGGUCGCCUACUUCAUCCUGGCACUCACCGUCCUCUCUGUCUGUGCCAUAGCCACCAAUGGAGCUGUGCGGGGGGGCGGAGCCUACUUCAUGAUCAGCCGGACCCUGGGGCCUGAGGUUGGGGGCAGCAUCGGCCUCAUGUUCUACCUGGCUAACAUCUGUGGCUGUGCCAUCUGCGUGCUGGGGCUGGUGGAGGCUGUGCUCGAUGUCUUCGGGGCUGAUGCCACAGGGCCCAAUGGGCUUCGAGUCCUCCCGCAGGGCUACGGCUGGAACCUGCUCUAUGGCUCCCUGCUGCUAGGUCUCGUGGGUGGGGUCUGCACACUGGGAGCUGGGCUCUAUGCCCGGGCAUCCUUCCUUACAUUCCUGCUGGUUUCUGGCUCCCUGGCCUCAGUGCUGGUCAGCUUUGUGGCUGUGGCACCCAGGGACAUCCCCUUAACUCCUCUGCCUGGCCCCAAUGGCUCCUCCCUGCCCCCCCGGGUUGGACACUUCACUGGCUUCAACAGCAGCACCCUGAAGGCCAACUUGGCUGGUAGCUAUGCCCGGGACUACACCACGGGGGCCAUGAUGACCUUCGUCAGCGUCUUUGCUGUCCUCUUCAAUGGCUGCACAGGCAUCAUGGCAGGGGCCAACAUGUCAGGGGAGCUGAAAGAUCCCAGCCGGGCGAUUCCUCUGGGCACUAUCGUGGCUGUUGCGUACACCUUCUUCGUCUAUGCCUUGCUUUUCUUCCUCUCCAGCUUCACCUGUGACAGGUGCCUGGGAAGGGGGACCCUGCUGCAGGAAGACUACGGGUUCUUUCGUGCCAUCAGCCUGUGGCCCCCACUGGUGUUGAUCGGCGUCUACGCCACGUCGCUCUCAGCUUCCAUGAGCUCCCUCAUUGGCGCCUCACGCAUCCUCCACGCCCUGGCCCAGGAUGAUCUCUUUGGCGUGAUCUUGGCACCAGCAAAGGUUGUGUCUCGAGGAGGAAACCCCUGGGGGGCCGUGCUGUAUUCUUGGGGCCUAGUGCAGCUGGUGCUCCUGGCUGGAAAGUUGAAUACACUGGCUGCCGUGGUCACUGUCUUCUACUUGGUGGCCUAUGCUGCAGUGGACCUGUCCUGCCUAAGCCUGGAAUGGGCCUCAGCCCCUAACUUCCGCCCCACCUUCAACCUGUUCUCCUGGCACACCUGCUUGCUGGGGGUGGCCUCCUGCCUGCUCAUGAUGUUUCUCAUCAGUCCUGGGGCUGCCGGCGGCUCCCUGCUUCUCAUGGGCCUGCUUUCUGCCCUGCUCACAGCUCGAGGAGGCCCCAGCAGCUGGGGCUAUGUCAGCCAGGCCUUGCUUUUCCACCAGGUACGCAAGUACCUGCUCCGGCUGGACGUCCGGAAGGACCACGUGAAGUUCUGGCGGCCGCAACUGCUGCUCUUGGUGGGGAACCCCCGGGGCUCCCUGCCUCUGCUGCGGUUGGCCAACCAGCUCAAGAAGGGGGGUCUGUACGUGCUGGGCCACGUCACCCUGGGCGACCUUGACUCCCUGCCCUCGGACCCUGUGCAGCCGCAGUAUGGGGCAUGGCUGAGCCUGGUGGACCGGGCCCAAGUGAAGGCCUUUGUGGACCUCACCCUCUCUCCCUCCGUGCGCCAGGGGGCUCAGCAUCUGCUGCGUAUCUCAGGCCUUGGUGGCAUGAAGCCCAACACAUUGGUCCUGGGUUUCUACGAUGAUGCCCCACCUCAGGACCAUUUCCUGACAGACCCAGCUUUCUCGGAGCCUGCUGAUGGCACUAGGGAGGGGGGGCCUCCAGCCCUGAGCACCUUGUUCUCUCCACCUCGGGCUCCUGGGAGCCCCCGGGCUCUCAGUCCCCAGGACUAUGUGGCCACCGUAGCGGAUGCCCUCAAGAUGAACAAGAACGUGGUUCUGGCUCGGGCCUGUGGAGCCCUGCCCCCUGAGCGGCUGAGCCGGGGGUCUGGGGGCACUUCUCAGCCACACCACAUGGACGUGUGGCCCCUCAACUUGCUGCGGCCUCGGGGUGGGCCCGGCUAUGUGGACGUCUGUGGCCUCUUCCUGCUGCAGAUGGCAACCAUUUUGGGCAUGGUGCCUGCUUGGCACAGUGCUCGUCUCCGGAUUUUCCUGUGCUUGGGGCCUCAGGAGGCCCCUGGGGCGGCUGAGGAGCGGCUCCGGGCACUGCUGAGCCAGCUGAGGAUCCGGGCUGAAGUGCAGGAAGUGGUAUGGGGCGAGGGGGCUGGCAUCAGAGAGCUGGAAGAGGAAGGGUACUUUGAGAACAGCGGGUGGGGAGAUGCUGAGGCAGAGGCGCUGGCAUGCAGCGCCAACGCCCUGAUUCGGGCCCAGCAGGGGCGCAGCAGAAGUGGAGGGCCUGGUGGGCCGGAGGGUGGGGAUGAGGAGGAGGGACCUGCCACUGCCCUGACCUUCCUGUACCUGCCUCGGCCACCCGCUGAUCCUGCCCGAUACCUCCGAUACCUGGCGUUGCUGGAGAUCCUGAGCCGUGACCUGGGCCCCACGCUACUCAUUCAUGGUGUCACCCCUGUCACAUGCACUGAUCUCUGAUGCCUAAUGGAGCCCCAUUCCUGAUGGUGGGUAGAAAGGGCCCACCCAGGCUCAGCAACCCCUCUUGAUUAGUGGAUGUGGAGGAGAGGAAGCACCUCUUUCCACUUGCCCUGCACUUGGGGCUGGAGCCCAGUGGAGAUGUCAAGGGAUUCUGGGCGGGCCAACUCCUUUCCCAUUGUGAGUGGGACCCCAUGUACUAACGUAGGGCAGCUCUGCAUCCCAGUCUCCACUGUGGGGGGGCAGUCAGCAGCCCCCCUUCCCUUCACUGGUGCCUUGUUGGGAGGGGCUGGCUCUCCUCUUGCGACUCUAGGCUACCUCAGUCUCCCUCUCAUCGCUGACAGGCUCACUGACCCCUGAGGUUGUGAUGUGUUCGUUCUGUUUUAUUUUUCUAACUCUGCUGAACGUAAAUAAAAGAUCAACAAACUA
Loxodonta africana (African savanna elephant) is the source of this 3340-nucleotide messenger RNA. It is a transcript of the gene SLC12A9, whose product is annotated as solute carrier family 12 member 9. NCBI's taxonomy places the organism in Eukaryota, Metazoa, Chordata, Mammalia, Proboscidea, Elephantidae. The transcript is spliced from 14 exons. The record is from RefSeq and is a predicted model, not a curated record. Gene Ontology annotation, biological process: potassium ion homeostasis; chloride transmembrane transport; chloride ion homeostasis. The coding region runs from base 158 to 2914 and encodes 918 amino acids. Gene Ontology annotation, molecular function: potassium:chloride symporter activity. Gene Ontology annotation, cellular component: membrane.